UGUCAACAGUUUCGGUGUUAUAUGCUUGCAAUAGUUGAUAUGGAUCUUGCAAUCACCUUACACUUAAAAAAGUCUUACGGAAUACUUUACUCAGAUACUUAGGCAGUGGGGUGCACAAUGAUUGACCUUCACUAUCAGUACAGGCUUGGACACUCAACGAUUUGCAAAAUUGUCUGAAAAGUGUGUGGGGCAGUGUGGGAAAGUCUUGGUGAAAGAGUGUAUUCCGGAAUUCUCAGAGCAAAGAUGGUUGGAAACUGCCGAAGGAUUUCAAAAGGAGGCGAAUUUCCCAAAAUUGCUUGGGGCGCGUUAGAUGGGAAGCACUUUUAUUCUCAAUAAGAAGCAAAUGUUGUCCUCAGUGAGAGUUUCUGUAAGACGAGCAAUGGCGACGAAUGUAGCAAAGAAGAUUGAUCAGGUGCAGGGAGCUGCACUGGAGGAGUCAUGUAUUUUGGUUGACAACAGCGAUAAAGUGAUCGGGAGAGCGAGUAAACACGACUGUCACAAAGUUGGGCCUGACGGAAACAUUCCUCUGCAUCGAGCAUUUAGUGUUUUCAUAUUCAAUUCCAAAAAUGAGAUUUUACUCCAGAAAAGAUCUGACAUGAAAGUUACAUUCCCAGGCUAUAUUACAAACGCCUGUUGUAGCCACCCGUUAUUUGAUGGUGAAGGUGAGACAGAAGAGAAGAAUGCUCUAGGUAUUCGGCUGGCAGCGCAGCGCAGGCUCCAGCACGAGUUAGGCAUACCAAAACAUGAAAUAGACAUUGAUGCUUUGCAAUAUUUGACAAGGAUACAUUAUAAGUCUGUUGGUGAUGGUGUUUGGGGUGAACAUGAAAUUGACUAUAUACUUUUUCUAUGUAAAGAUGUGACUUUGAAUCCGAACCCAAACGAGGUCAGCCGAGUGUGUUUUGUUCCUAAAAAUGAGUUUAACACGUUUCUGAAUAAGCUAGAAGAACCUAUCACUCCGUGGUUUCGGCUUAUCGUGGAAAACAGGCUCAGUAAAUGGUGGGACAACAUAAAUGAUCUAAAAAGAUUUUAUGAUCAUGGUAACAUCAAUACAUUUGGCAGCACAAAUUUUAAUUUGUGAUAAUGUGAUUUAAGUUCGGAACUGAGUGAUGUAGUAACAAAUUCUGCUAAUGUUGGAUCUAAUAUUUUUGCUAUUUAUGUUUAGUAUCUUUAGCAUUUGUAAGUUUAUUUUUUUCAAAGUUCUUCAUAAUUUAUCUUACAGAAAUAGUCAUUUCUUACAUACAAGAAAUGUUAUUUUAGAUUUCAAACAUGAUAUAACUCAAAAGAAACGGGCUAUUUGUAAUAAUUUUAAAACAAUGAAGUGUGUUGUGUAUUUGAAACUGUUUUUAAGAAAGGAUAACAGGAUCGGACAUUUGCCACGUUAUAGUUUAUAAAAAUUAUAACACAACGUUUUGAGGAUUGGAAUCUAUCCUCUGGUAUUAAUACAUACAACAAUAAUGAGCAGAAAGAAGUAUUUUUAACAGAACUGUUUAACAGAGUUUAUUAUAUUAUUUUUGUUAUCUUAUUGUAAGCUUCAUUCUACUCUGUCCAAAUGUUCAUUGCCUGCUAAAACUAAGUGCUAUUCAGUUUAAUGUGCCUUAUCAGGUAGGAAUGUAGCAUUUGUUGGAAUAGUUUAAAUAAAUGGACAUUUUGGUAAAUGAAAAUAUGUUGCUAUCAAUCUUUUCACUGUAUUUUUAAAAACCCAUAAAUAAAGAAUACAUUUAAAAUAUAGAAACUGAUUGUAGAUUUGGUAUCACACAGUGACAAAUACACUAGAUCCAAUUUUGCAUUUCCAAGUUUUACUUCGAAAUGAUUGUUUAUGGCAGGGGAAAGUUGGUAAGUCCAGGUAAUCUUUAGUCAAAUAUGUCUUUACAGCUUAGGCCAAGUAAUCACUUUGGACUAUUAUCGCAGUAAUAGUAAUUAUUCAUGCAAUCUUCUGUUUUGUCAACUAUUUCUAAAUGUGGAUGUUGUAACAUUUAUAUUGUAUAAUUAGAGAUUAACAUGCCUAUUAAUUAUCUUAUGUGUAGUCGCAUCUGUCGGCUACCUCUAGCGUACAUGAAAGUCUGUAACCAACCAAUACUCGGAAAUUUAGAUCUGUGAUAGAUGUUGAUCUGGUUGUUAAAUUAUUUGCUUGUUCUGAUAAAACUACUGAGUGAUGUCUCAACAUCAAGUUUUUUUUUUUUAAACCAAACAAAAUUCCCAAAAUGUUCUUGAAAUUUGAUUAAACGACAAAAAUAUUGCAACUUAGGAGUGACAUAGGUUGCCCCAAGGAACUAAAUUUUACCAAAAAAAGAGCACUUUUUAUUUUUUUAACACUAUUUGAGGAAUGAGACAUAAUUUAUGCAGUUCAUUAUAUCGCACCAAAUCAUUUAGCUAUGUGCUGCUGCAGUUAUAGCAUCUUGUACAUAGCAGAAAGUGACUGAAAUAUGAACUUAGAGUAGCUGGAAUAUACUGGGGGUUCACAGUAUUAUUUAACCUGCCAAAGAAGAAUAGACUGACUGAUCUUUAUCCUACCCAGGCCAGGAUAAAGAGUCACUGCAUCAGAUUUUAGAGUACUUAGAGAUGGUUAGGCCGUAAAUAGCAUCCUUACUGACAAAAUUUAAUUUAGCUAUUUAGAGAAAUUAACAUAACAGGAAUAGCUUUAACAAGCUUUUAAAAAGGAUUCAGAUAGUAGAAACUGUGUUUGUUCAAUACUAUUGUUUUAGAUUAUCUCUCUGAAAAAAUAAUACAUGCAUGAUCAUGUGAGGACAAUGUAUGUGAAAUGUUCUAUCAUGAAUAUAGAAAUUAAUUGUACAUUACUUUUAACCUACAUGUGCUAUGAGUUGCAUUACAUUAGAAUAAUCGGAUGAUGUUCAUCAAUUGAUGUGUUUCACAUAGCAAAUAAAAAAUAUCGUUCUUACAUACAUACACACACAUUUUACAUAUUUUAAUUCUUUGACAAAUUUGUGGACUGAAAAAGAAAAAAUAGAGAACAGAAACAUUUCAUUUGAUUUUUUCCAAGUUGUUCAAGAUAUGUGACAACAAUGAUGAUGGUUAGUAUAUUUUGGUUCUUUCUACAAAACAGACAUAAGAUUAUAUUUUAAUAAAUAUUUAUAUCUUCAUAGACAACAAUUUCUUGCUGUAACCAUAGUAACAGUCUAGAUUUUUAGUAAGAAUGACCAGCAGUUAAGAGGGUUAAGCUGUUAUAUUUAUAUGCAGUUAAUAAUUUUAUGGAAGACAAUAGAUUUGUUUUUAAGAGUAAUUUUAUGGUAUAAAAUUAACAGUAUAAUACUAUAUAACGGAUCAUGCACAUGGAGAGUGUAAAUGAUGGUAAAGCUCUUACAAAAUGUUGUGUCUGUACAAGCUUGUGGUUUUGAUUUUCUGUAUUAUUUAUUUUAGUUGAUUAUAAAUAUUCAUGUAUCAUAGAUUAUAUUGUUUAUUACACGCAGCACCAUACCUUUUACCAAUUUAAAUCUUGUGGGCUGUAACUUUUAGUUGUGAUUUUAGUAUACUAAAUCAUUUUUACUGAAGUAUUAAAAUAUUUGUUGUUUUGUUAUUUUUAAUGUUUUUGAAGUUGUAAUCUACUUAGUAGUGAUGUGUAAACAUUUAUAUUACUCAAUAUUAAAAUGUUAUUUUUUGA
Messenger RNA from Homalodisca vitripennis (glassy-winged sharpshooter), 3616 nucleotides. RefSeq names its product isopentenyl-diphosphate Delta-isomerase 1-like. Gene Ontology annotation, biological process: isopentenyl diphosphate biosynthetic process; isoprenoid biosynthetic process. The coding region runs from base 311 to 1078 and encodes 255 amino acids. Gene Ontology annotation, cellular component: cytoplasm. The record is from RefSeq and is a predicted model, not a curated record. The transcript has 3 exons. Gene Ontology annotation, molecular function: isopentenyl-diphosphate delta-isomerase activity. NCBI's taxonomy places the organism in Eukaryota, Metazoa, Arthropoda, Insecta, Hemiptera, Cicadellidae.